GGAGACUCUCUCAGUCGGUGCUUUGCAAACAAAUACAGACCUGGGGUGAUUACGGGAAGGAUCAUGGAGGUGAACGCAACUGAGAAAGUGUUUCACUUGGUUGACGGCACCGCCAAAACGUUCUAUGCUACUCCAUCUGACAACAGUUUGCUUGCCGAAGUGCCCGUGCAGUUUGUUAAUGGAAAGGUGGUGAACUCCUCGGCAAUGCUUCAUGAGUACAAAAGCGCAGCUCAGUGCUUGCAUGCCGCCGGGGUUAAGGUCUCUACCAUCUCAAAGGCUCGAAUGGGUAUUCUAAAAAAUGUUACAAACUGGAGGCGAGAGAGAAAGACAAGGGUUGUGCGGUCCUCCAGCGUUGGCCAUCGACAUUCAUCAUCUGACAGACCCAAGUCCGUUGAUCCAUUAGCUCCGCUUCUGCUUCAUGGGCAGAGCUGCACGAGCUCCACGAGGCAAGACGCAGAUGCAGACGAACUACGCUUCAGCAAACCAAGAAAUUACCGGCGCGUAGUGGUCCUUGGCGCACCGAGAGUGGGUAAGACGGCCAUCCUGAGACGAUUCUUGCAAGGAGGGUUUGAGGACAAUUAUAUACCCACAACAGAAGACUUUCACAGUAAACUGUACCACAUCCGUGGAGAAACGUAUCAGAUCGAUAUUCUGGACGCCUCAAAUGAGAGGGACUUCCCUGCCAAGCGUAGGCUGUCAAUACUUACAGGUGAUAUAUUCCUCCUUGUGUUUAGUGUGGAUGACAGGCAGUCUUUCAACGAAGUCUGUUCUUUACGCACAGAGAUUAAACUGGCCAAAUCCAAGCUUGGCAAGUCUAAAGAGAACACUCAAGUCCCCAUAGUGAUAUGCGGGAACAAAGUCGACCUGCAGGCCAAGAGGGUCGUCAGCCGUCCAGAGAUGUGCGAAAGACUCGGGGAAGACGCUGCUGUGUUUGAAACAUCGGCUAAAGACGGUACCCAAAUGGAGAAGAUGUUCGAAGCCCUGGCACAGCUCGGCGGACUCCCUGUCGAGACACGCCCGUCCCUGCACAGGGACAUUUCAAUUCGCUCCUAUGAAGCGCUGCACGGUGGAAAGCGAAGCAAACGGGAGAUCCGAUUGCUCGCCUUAGAUGGACCUUGCGGUGCAGUUUAUCCACUGGCUCGCCGCCCUAGUUAUCACAGCGAUCUUCGUCGCAUUCUCGGACCUAGUGCCUCUAAGAGGACCACUCCUAUUGAGAGGUGCCAGAUCCAAUGAGAUUGUAUAAAGCGACGUCCACAUCAUUUAUGAAUAAUAAUUAUUCAUUUUACCGUAAGAAUAUGUUAUUCUAUUCUCCUGGCUGGACCAGAGAGCGUAUAUUCUUUGUGCAGAAGUGACUGUAUCCUGCGAGAAAACUAGCCAAUAUUUUGGGCUAGAAUACACAUCAUUAUCAACUGUGAUGUUUAGGAACUGUUUCCUUACUCUGAUAAAUUCUAAUAAAUCAAAAUGAUAUUAAA
Messenger RNA from Alosa alosa (allis shad), 1472 nucleotides. It is a transcript of the gene rasd2a, whose product is annotated as RASD family member 2. Lineage: Eukaryota; Metazoa; Chordata; Actinopteri; Clupeiformes; Clupeidae. The coding region runs from base 64 to 1233 and encodes 389 amino acids. The transcript is spliced from 2 exons. The record is from RefSeq and is a predicted model, not a curated record. Gene Ontology annotation, molecular function: GTPase activity; GTP binding.